Messenger RNA from Gambusia affinis (western mosquitofish), 5647 nucleotides. Its product is annotated as cytoplasmic phosphatidylinositol transfer protein 1-like. Gene Ontology annotation, cellular component: cytoplasm. The transcript has 9 exons. Gene Ontology annotation, biological process: phospholipid transport. The coding region runs from base 268 to 1305 and encodes 345 amino acids. Gene Ontology annotation, molecular function: phosphatidylinositol transfer activity; phosphatidylinositol binding. The record is from RefSeq and is a predicted model, not a curated record. NCBI's taxonomy places the organism in Eukaryota, Metazoa, Chordata, Actinopteri, Cyprinodontiformes, Poeciliidae.
AGACAACCCUCCAGAAGCAGCCGAAGCUCCGUUCCUCACAUCACACAAGGCAAUGCUGGAGACGCACACAAUCCGCUGGUUCCGAUGAAAGGAAGAAGUCGAGUGUAACUCGGGCUGUCCAUGCGCUGACACAAGACAUCGUCCAAGAUCAGCUCGGCGCUCACACACAUCCUGCCGGGGCGGCGGGGAGGGGAAACUCUCUGCUGAUCUGCUACUAUUGUGAACACAUAGCGGGGGUCGCGCAGAGGGAAGACGAAGAAGAAGAAGAUGUUGAUGAAGGAGUACAGGAUAUGCAUGCCCCUCACUGUAGAGGAGUACCGGAUCGGGCAGCUGUACAUGAUUAGCAAACACAGCCAUGAGCAGAGCGACCGAGGGGAAGGAGUGGAGGUGGUCCAGAACGAACCCUUUGAAGACCCAGUUCACGGCCAAGGGCAGUUCACAGAGAAACGAGUCUACCUCAACAGUAAGCUACCCAGCUGGGCCCGAGCAGUGGUUCCUAAAAUCUUCUACGUCACAGAGAAAGCCUGGAACUACUACCCUUACACCAUAACGGAAUAUACAUGCUCAUUCCUGCCCAAGUUCUCCAUCCACAUAGAGACAAAAUACGAGGACAACAAAGGAAGCAACGACAAUAUCUUUGACAUCGAGCUGAAGGACCAGGAGAGGGAGGUUUGCUUCGUCGACAUCGCCUACGAUGAAAUCCCUGAGCGCUACUACAAAGAGUCCGAGGAUUUGCGAUAUUUCCAGUCGGAAAAGACAAAGCGAGGCAUACUGCAGGAAGGCUGGAGGGACUCACAGGAGCCCAUCAUGUGCUCCUACAAGCUGGUCACAGUCAAGUUUGAGGUGUGGGGCCUGCAGACACGAGUGGAGCAGUUUGUGCACAAGGUGGUCAGAGACGUGCUGCUGCUGGGACACAGGCAGGCAUUUGCUUGGGUUGACGAGUGGAUAGACAUGACAAUGGAUGAGGUGAGAGAGUUUGAGCGUACCAUCCAGGAGGCCACCAACCAGAAGAUUGGGGUGUUUCCCCCAUCAAUCUCCAUAAGCGAGACCCCCUUGUCCUCCUGCGCCCUAACCGGCCCUGCCAGUGCCCCGUCAACCCCGAUGUGCACGGAUGCGCCCGAAUCCCUCUCUGUCCCCAAAGACCGACCACGUAAAAAGUCCGCCCCCGAAACACUGACCCUACCUGAGCCCGUCCCCAGCGAAGCCGCAGAGGACUCUAUCCUGAACCAGUUACCCGUUUCCAACCAUCUCCAGUCAUCCACAUCGCCUUCCGACUGCGACCCUGCUGAAAUGGGCGAGCAGUAGAACAGCCUCCGUUGUAUACUUCUUCUUCUUUACCCGUUGUCUUAUGAGCCCAAUGAGGGUACCCUUGCCUCCAAGCACCAGAGCCCUGACUUUCAACUUGUUUAGCCAUAUCCAACGAUAGACCAUAAUCGUUACCAUAUACCAAUCCCUCUAUAGGUCUUCACUAGCGUCAUUGAUGCCAUCCAGGCAGCUGUAGGCCCGGUCACUUUGGUGUGGCCGAGCGUAAAGUCAAGCGAGCCAGAUGUCAGAUCUUUUCUAAUUAAUGCAUCUAAUGUUUAUCGAAAGCAAAGAUUAUUUUUGUUGAGUGGCAGUUCUUUUUGUAAAUAAAUCCUUUUCAUUGUUUCCGUAGUUACGUUUUCUUCAAUCAGACUAUCUGGCCACGAAUUAUUGCAUUUUGAAGUAGUUGCCUUGACAUCACAGAGCCAGUGGAGAUUCAGCUUCGAUAGUGUUCAGAGUAAUCUUACCCGUUAAUAAUCUGCAUAGUUGAUAGCAUGAUAAUGAUCGACUUGAUGAUUCAAACUGGAACAGCACAGUAGAAGUAGAACAGAACGCCGGAGAGGCAAUCAAGUACAUUGACGGUAGAUCCGUUGAAGUGUUUCUGUAGCUAGUCGGCCUGGCAUGUGGGUCGUUCUGUACUCGUCGUUUCCUCUCUAAACUAAAAAAAAAAAGCAAAUUCUGUACAAUCAUGAAGAGAAUGUACCUCAGGUCUCCCCAAACUCUACCCGGUUCGCACUCCAAAGGCAGGGACGUUGUUGUACGUAACUCUCCCCACGUAUUUGCCAAACCAUUUUAUACUUCCGGAGAUGUUAUAAUACAAAAAUAUAUGUAAAAAAAAAAAACAGCAUACAUAAACCUGGGAAUGUUUACACAUCUUAGACCUUUUAAAUGAAACCAUCACUAUGUCUGCAGCUGCAGUAUGAAGUAGGCGGUUUGAUGCUUGCAAAAUUUAAUUUGUUCAUCCUCUGUAUCCGAAGACGAUUAAGAGGUCGGUAUCAGCAGAAGUACAUUGAUUGCAUUUUCAAAGUCAAAUGUUGCCUGAAACUAACGAUGGAUAUGUCAUGUGAUAUGAAUGUGAUUCAGGAAAAUCCAAUCAGUAAAAUCACUUUCGUCACGUGUUGGGGGAACAAAACGCCAUUUUAGGACAGCUUUUAGUCACCGACUGACCCUCGCGCUCCGUGAAGGUGAUGAAAAGUCGGUGCUAAAUUUGAAAAGACGGGCACAUGUGUCAAGCUGACUUGUGUAUGUGCUUCAUUAGGCGCACAGUGUGUGAAGAUUGAACUUGCCAGCCCAGAUUGGUAAAAGAAAAGCAGAGCUUCUAGAUGAAACGAAAGCAUCAUUUGCAGACACCAGUCAUUUAUUUUAUCUGUGUAUUGAUGGUCAUCUGUCAAAGAACCAGUAGAUUUUAGUACAUCGAUCAAUAUACUCUUUGUUUUCCAAACAAUAUUAUUCAAAGAAGGGGUUUUAUAAUGCUGCAUGGAAUGUUCACAACUUGUAUACAAAAUAUAUGAUGUGUGAUUAUACUGUGUAUGAAUGGAUUGUUACGGUAUAAGUAAUGUAACUCAUGAAGAAAAAAAAAAUGCUUCCAUUGGAAGUCUGAUGUAAUUUUGUACAGUAGAAAAUCAGAUUUCGACUGAAAUGUAAGCAUGUACAGAGUAUUUACUGUAGGCCUAUGAACUCUUUGAACUCAGUGCCUCUGCAUGCUACAAUUUUAUCAUCACCUACCUGCGUGUACAUCCAAAUUUUAUUAUUAGUUCAGCUACAGAAAUCCAAAAUUUCAUUACUUUUUAUUACAUGUACAACUCUGAUGACUUACAAAGACUCUGUGGCAUGGAUGCCUUUCAUUUUUGGCUCUAACCAUGGAUUAAUUUUGUUUAAGUACAUGGUUAGAAUCCUAUUGUCUGAAGUGGAAAGUACCAUUAUGUCAUGCUAAAAAAUGCAGUGUCGGCACAUUUCACCAGCAAGUAAAUGGACAAGUCUCCACUCGGUCUAUAAACCUUGAUUAUGAGACCAGAAAUUUGGCAUUAUUUCUACAUUAUCGGAUAUGAUUUUUUACUGUUCAGACUGAAAACUUUCCCUAUGAGAUCACUUGGGUUUUGGUUUGUCACUUCUACCAUCUUCAAUUUUUCUUACAAAGGUUUACCUUUUGAGUUUGCUCUCAUUUCACCUUUACAUUGAAACACUUUGUUUUUAGGCAACAAUUUUCCUACAACAUCAGCCAGCGGAGAAGUUAACCCCAUUCUGUCAAUGGUUACGCAUCAGCAUGGCUGUAUGUCUAUAUUUUAGCUUUAUAAAUCCACAGUUGUGCCAUUCUUGUUUUUAAAAAUCACUGAAGUUGUUCCUUGUGUCCUAAUUUCAAUGAGGUAAAAAGUUUUGGGUAAACAAGUCCUGAAUUGUAAAGACAUUCAUGUGUAUGAGGAGUCUGUCUGAAGUCACCAGAGUUUUUGCAUUACAUUCCCUACACUGUAGUCUGGUAAUCAUUUGCAGUUCAACCUUAUAUUACAAAUUAUUCUUUUAAGGUCUUGCUUUUUUGUUUUAAUUUUAAUUUUUUUUAUUUUUAUUUUUUUUUACAAAUAGACCCUCAUUCAGUUUUCUUCUGGUAUUUUAAGUAAGACCGUUCCAACAAACUUCAAGUAUUGCCACUGCAAGAAGAUGCAGACUGGUGUAACUCGGACAUAUCAAACUAUACCACCAGAUUCUCAAGCGACAGGGCUAACUUGCUGUGUUUUUCAUUCAAUCACUGGCGCUGGGGUAGAUUUCUCAGUCAUCCAGGUCAUGACGAUCCUAAGUGCUUGAGUAGAAGGCAACUGGACUUCUUCUGUCGCUUCUUGUCCCAGUUCACACCGUGGGACGUGUGACCAAAACACGUGUCUUAACGGCCCCGUUGCCUUCAAUUGUCCGGUUAGUGUGAUUCUCUGAUCCGUAAACAAUUCCAACCAUGUUCAGAAUUGAAGAAGCCCCUCUGAAUGAGCGACGAAACAUCUUCGAAACGAGAGAAGUCCAGUUCUGCUUAAGCACGAAAGAUUUGAUCGCUGACGUUACUCAGAUGCAUCCUGCACUUUCCAGUCUUUGACACCUCGAUUGACAAUGAAGGAAUGUGUUUAUUACCGGUGUUGUGGGUUCAGUGGACCAAACAUCCGCUCAUACGGCACAGUAACUUUGAAGAGAAGAUAUUCAGUGGUCUUACCAUAGAAUUUCGUCGAUAAUUUGUAUAGAUUUUCAUUUAGAUGGAGAGAGAAAAAAAAAUUAGAUGAAACUGUAGCUAUUUAUUUGUAACCGUAGCUUUUGUUGUUGCCUUUUAAGGAUAAACAAAUCAACAUACCAGUCAUUGGCCGUCUGUUUAGAUCUAUUUUGUAUAGAUUAUAGAUGCUUACUAGUCUGGUAUCAACCACCUCUCUUGUCAGGAAACAUUGAUCCAGGGACAUGUUUGACCCACCAUGGGCUAUUAAAAUAAUGCAAAGUGUAUGUGGAACGUUAAUCUCUGCUCUGUUUAAAAGAGUAACCCAAUAGCUCUUGUAAAUACGGCUGUUAAUGAUUAAUAUUGUAUAUUUCUUGUGUUGAGCCUGCUCUGGGUUUUAUUACUGAUGUGCCAUGAAUGUGCUGAUGGACUGAAAAUGGACAAGGUAAAUCUGUGUGUGUGUGUGUGCGUGUGUGUGUGUGUGUGUGUGUGUGAUGAAGGUUUGUGAAGCUUUCACAGACGUGAAUUAAAGUCGGGCUUAAUGUGUUUUUAUCAAUGAAGUUGCUGUUCUGAUCUUAGGUCAGUUCAAUUCUUUUCAUUUAAAUAAUCGAGAUUCUUUGUAGUGCUGCACUUUUUUUUCUUUGCUGUCCAGUUGCUUCUAAUGAACCCCCCACAAGGGGGCGUAUUAUUUCCUAAGUUGUAAAGCAAAUGGAUGCUUUGCAUUUUAGUGGCGUGGCCGCUUUGACGUUUACCCGUCUCCUUUUUCUUUUUAAAUAGUAAACUUUGCCGUUAUUUGAUUUUAGUGAUUGCUGUAAUCCAUUUCAUUCCUCUUUACCUCCCGAUUCGGUUUGCCUUCAGACAAGCUGUUUUGCUGUCUUCUGCUGUCUGGAAUCUGUCUCAUGAACUUCGAACACGUCUGAGGUGAAGCGCAUCUCAGAGUCUGCUUGGACAUCCAGGUGCACUUCAAGUCGAUCCAGCUUCAUGAAACAGACCCCAGAAGAGCCAUUCCUGUUUAGCUGCUGAAAGUUGCUCUUUGUUCUUCCACUUGGAACAUUGUAUUGUACUUGGUAUAUUUUUACUGCCCUUUGAGGUUUAUUUGGUUCUUUGUUGUAAUUAUUGUUUAACAGUUUUCUUAAACGGAUGAAUAAACUUUAUUAGCUAUUGUCA